Molecule: messenger RNA, 3979 nt
Organism: Spirodela intermedia
Lineage: Eukaryota; Viridiplantae; Streptophyta; Magnoliopsida; Alismatales; Araceae
Source: the annotation of a GenBank genome assembly
AUGGCGGUGGCAUUUAGGUACCCUGCCGGAUGUCCUCGUCCAGUUCCCGGCGGCAGGAGUUCUCCGGCGGGGUUGAGGGCACCGUCGUCCCCAAUUUCUGCUCCCAUUAACUCUGUCCGGAGCAGGAGACUGGCACUGACAGCAUCUGUUCAGAAAAGCAGCAGCUGCAACUUAAAUCCAUCGUCCUUGUCAUUUAAGCAGGUAUGGACAAACCAAUCUGCUCUCUCUCUCUCUCUCUCCGUAUGUCUUUUUCUCUCUCUUUGUCUCUCUAGUUGCAAUUAUGAUACCUGCCGGGUGAAAUCUAUUGUGGGUUCUUUUUCAGCUGAUCGAGUCGCUCAUAGAUCGCGUUGACCUUUCGGAAGAAGUCGCAGAGGCUUCGCUGGAUCUCCUGCUUGGUGAAGCCAACGAGGCCCUGAUAAGCGCCUUCCUUGUGCUUCUGAGGGCAAAGGGAGAGACCUUCGAAGAGGUAGACGAAUUCGGGUCUUAAAUCCCGCCGCCGCCGCCGCCGCCGCCGCGGUGAUCCACAGUGUUAUUCAAUAGACUCUCCGAAAAUGCAGAUCGUGGGAUUGGCCAGGGCGAUGAUCAAACACUCCCGGAAGGUGGAAGGCCUCGACGGCGAUGCCGUUGACAUCGUGGGAACCGGCGGUGACGGCGCGGAUACGGUCAACAUAUCAACUGGCGCCGCUAUUCUAACUGCAGCCGCCGGAGUGAAUGUGGCCAAGGUGACGGCCCAAAUCUUCCUCCUUUCCUUAAAUAAUAUUAAUCCUCUCUCCAUGAAACACCGUAAAAAAGAAAAAAGAAAAAAUGAUGAAUGUUGACUUAUUUUUCAGCAAGGAAACCGCUCCAGUUCUUCAGCAUGUGGGAGUGCCGACGUGUUGGAGGCUUUGGGGGUGAACAUCGAAUUGCCCCCUGAGGUGAGCUGGCUAGAAUUGAGCUCAUCAGCCAUUUAGUCAACUUUUCUUCCAAUCUGGUCUACUUUCUUCUGUUCUAGUCGAGUUUUCUCAGAUUUUCUCUCACUGUUCGACCAUUGAACCAUAUGAUCCCAUGCUUAAUGACUCUGAGCGACAGGGAAGGUGGUUCCCCAGAGUGAUCUCAAGGAAAAUGAUGACCAGAAAAAAGAUGGGGACCGAGAUCCUUGUGUUGGUGCACUUUGUGACUAAAAAUAGUCAAAAUUAACAGCCACUCAGAAGUUCACCGUUGAGCGGAUGGUGAGCCAUAAACAGGAAGUCAACGACCUUCGCCAAUCAGGGAUCUUGUCUGGCUUUUUAGUAGCUCCAUUAGCGUUGGCCGCUGCUAUCCAGUGCAUGAAGGCUGAUCUCUGAGAUGAUGAUCAAGGAAAUGCGCAGGCUUUUCUUCGACCUGCUUCAUGCCACUGAGAGGCUUUCAGACCCUUAUUUUCUUUUUCCAUCCAAUAUAUUUUCAUCGCGUAGCAUGAUUUUUUGCUCAGAUUUCCAGUUCAGUUCUCGCUGUCAACUGAGAUGCCGGCGUCAUUGAUUCACUUAUCUUGUCUUGAUGGGUUGAAGGGGGUAAGGAGAUGCAUCAAGGAAGUGGGCAUCGGUUUUAUGAUGGCUCCCAAGUACCACCCGGCCAUGAAGAUUGUGGGUCCUGUUCGGAAGAGGCUCAAGGUCAAGACCGUGUUCAACAUCCUUGGUCCGAUGCUAAAUCCAGCAAGGGUGCCUUUCGCUGUCGUCGGCGUCUACCACGAAGAGAUUGUGAGUUUCUAGCUGCCCUCCUGAAUUAUGUUCUUUAUUCACAGUAUUAAAAAUUACUUUAAAUUGUAUAAAUUUCUUGUCGGGGGAAAUAAUUAUCCUUCCCCGCUAUGUUCUCGUCCAUUUUAGAAUGAUUUCCCACUGCAAAAUUGGUUCUUUGGGAGUACAAGAUGAUGAUCCCUUGCCCAUUUGGUUUUUUUUUUUUUUUUAAUUUCUUAUGACGGCAGUAUGAAUAGCUUUAUUUCGUUUAUACACCCGGGAAUUAUCAUAGUUGGGAAAUAAUUCAAGGCCUGCCAGUAUCUUGAAUAUGCUGGAAUUUUAUUCCAUUUUUUUUUUUUACUCUGGGCAUAUGGCAAUAUCUGGAUUGCAGGUGCUCAAGAUGGCCAGGGCACUGCAGAGGUUUGGGAUGAGGAGAGCGGUUGUAGUUCAUUCAAAGGGUUUGGAUGAGAUCAGCCCCCUGGGUGAGCCUUUCAUUGCUUCCUCAGGCUUGCUAUUGAUUCCAUUCCCAUUUAAGCAAAAAAUCAGACAUACUAUCAAUAAAUAAUAAUAAUAAUAAUAAUAAUAAUAAUAAUAAUAAUAAUAAUAAUAAUAAUAAUAAUAUAUUCUACACUCCCAGGCUGCUGCUCCUCUUUUUUUCUAUUUUUAAAUUAUUUCUCUGGUAUUUAUGGUUCUUCCCAUGUCAGGGCCGGGAUAUCUCCUGGAUGUCACUUCGGAAAAGAUUGAGAAGGCAUUCUACGAUCCACGUAUGUUCUUCCCUUUCCUGCUCGUCGAGACUGUGGGGGCUCCUCCCUCCUCCCCCUCUUCUCUGCGGCGACUUCUGGGGAAGAGGGGAACCUCUUGGAUUUAUGUUUUAGCUUUGUGUGUUCUACCCAUUAACGUGGAGCUUGGUGGGUGGGGCAGUUGACUUUGGCAUCCCGCGAUGCACCCUGGAAGACCUGAAAGGAGGAGGGCCAGAAUUCAACGCUCAGGUUCUUAGGGACGUGCUAUCAGGCGGAAAGGGGGCCAUCGCCGACGCCCUGGUCAGUCUUCCGUUCUUGCCAAGAUGGGAUUUUGCCUCGUUCCCCUCUUUCUAUUUCAUUGUACUCUCUCUCUCUCUCUCUCCCCCCCCACUCUGUUUUCUAGUAGAAGUCAGAUGCCAGGAAGCUUCGUCGACUUCGCCGUGUUCUUCUUCUGGUCUGAGAGAGUAAUCCGCGUGUGUUCUUGGCCAAGCAGAUUCUGAACGCCGCCGCCGCCCUUCUAGUGAGCGGCCAAGUCGGCAGCCUGGGCGAAGGAGCGGCUCUCGCCCGCGAAACCCACGCAUCAGGGAAAGCUCUCGCGACGUUGGAUUCGUGGAGAGAUCUGUCCAACGUAAGUUCCCCAAGCUUUCCAAUCACUUCAGUUAUUUCAAGGAUCCCGCUCACCCUCUCUCUCUCUCUCUCUCUAUCUCUAUCUCUCCAUCGACAAAACCGCAGAAAAUCAGAGACGAGGUCAGUACAGUAGCUGCUUGAAACCCAAGUGGCCGAAUCCUCAAGAAGGCCUACUGCACAGAUGGGUCACCCCACGGCAGGCAAGUUUCAAUUUUUAUGCGAAAUCCGAUGUUUGUUCUUUCUGUGCGAUCUGAGCAUACUGUGAAAUAAAUCGAGCGAUGGGUUUUCAUCUACGGCCUAGCCAUGAAUGAGGCCCAGAACGAGCACCAGAGUAGAUGGCUCUCUGAAAGAGGCCGCCGUCGCCUGAUUUUCAUGCAAAACCCAGUGGUUCUCCUGUAAUUUCUGGUCUGAUCUUAUGCUAAUUGAGCAAAUAAUGACAUAAAAAGUCAACCCAGAGAUACCCACAUGACCAUGGCCAUGAAUAUCCUUCGCGCAUUUCUCCUAUGCCGUCCAGCAUCCAGAUUAUUUUAAUAGAGCACACCCAUGGUUCUCAGUGAAUGGGAACCUUCUGUUUUUUGGAGAGAGAGAGUGAGAGAGAGAGAGAGAGAAGGGGGGCAGGAGAGCUUCCACCGCCUGAACAUACCUAUGCAGCUGGGCCGGCGAGGGCUCCUGCCUGUGAGAGAAGAGGCACCAGCUUCCCGCCCCUGUGGAUCUCCGUCACAGCUGCCAAUGACAGAGGAAGGAGGAGAAGAUCACAGGAUCAGGCGCGGUCUCCAACAAGGUGGGAGCAUUGGAAAAUUGGGUGGGUCGAGCGGUCUCACUGUCGCAGCCGCCGAUGUGGUUCCCGCCGAUGAACACAUUGGGAACAGUCCGCUGCCCAGUCCACUCCGCCAGGGCCGACUGUAUGUGGGACCCGUCGCCUGA